Molecule: messenger RNA, 2456 nt
Organism: Argentina anserina (silverweed cinquefoil)
Lineage: Eukaryota; Viridiplantae; Streptophyta; Magnoliopsida; Rosales; Rosaceae
Product: DEAD-box ATP-dependent RNA helicase 46
Exons: 9
Coding region: 168-2132 (654 amino acids)
Cellular component (GO): ribonucleoprotein complex; nucleus; cytoplasm
Molecular function (GO): ATP binding; protein binding; RNA binding
Source: RefSeq, a predicted model, not a curated record
CUUCUCUCUUCUCUCUCUACGCUUCUCACCCACCGGAAGCGUAAGCUCUACUUUUUUCUAGGGCAGAGAGAGAGAGAGACACACCACCACGCCACACCUGAACCACUCAGAUCUAUUUACCGCCUUUUCUACCCAAAAAGUCGCCGUCAGGAUAGCGUUUACUUGCAAUGGCUGCCACUGCAACUGCCUCUGCUGGUCCUCGUUACGCUCCAGAGGACCCAACUCUCCCGAAACCAUGGAAGGGAUUGGUUGAUGGUAAAACUGGGUAUCUUUACUUUUGGAACCCGGAGACAAAUGUGACCCAAUAUGAUAGGCCUGCAAGCUCAGCUCCUCCACCAAAGGCUUCUCCUGCACAGUAUAUAAGUUCUUCAGUUCAAGUUCAACCAUCAUCACAAGGACAACGUCGGGAUGAGGGAGAUGAUCGAUAUGGCAGGGGCAGCAAUGUGGGAUCAAAAUUUGAGCCAGGGCCCAGGAAUGUGCAGACUGCAAGAAGUGCUCCGGUUUCUUCCAACAAUGGUCCAAGUGGGUCAUUUAGUGCACAUGGAGGAUCUCUUACUAGGGAAAACGGACCAUCAGACACUGGAAGUGGUUUGUCUGCUGAGGCUUAUUGUCGCCGGCAUGAAAUAUCUGUCAUUGGUAAUAAUGUGCCCCCACCACUCAUUACCUUUGAAGCUACUGGCUUCCCAUCUGAGAUUCUUAGAGAGGUACAAAGUGCUGGGUUCUCUGCCCCAACUCCAAUUCAAGCUCAGUCAUGGCCGGUUGCUCUUCAAAGUAGGGACAUUGUGGCCAUUGCCAAAACAGGGUCAGGGAAGACCUUGGGGUACUUGCUUCCUGGAUUCAUGCAUCUCAAGCGCACCCAUAAUGACCCUCGGAUGGGUCCGACUGUGUUGGUGCUGUCACCAACAAGGGAGCUGGCAACUCAGAUUCAAGAUGAAGCAAUGAAGUUUGGGAAGUCUUCAAGAAUCGCUGUCGUGUGUUUGUAUGGAGGAGCGCCAAAGGGACCACAGUUGAGAGAAGUUGACAGAGGGACAGAUGUUGUGGUUGCCACUCCUGGUCGCCUAAAUGACAUUCUAGAAAUGAAAAGAAUCAGUCUCCAUCAAGUUUCUUACCUAGUGUUGGAUGAGGCUGAUCGUAUGCUAGACAUGGGUUUUGAACCUCAAAUUAGGAAGAUUGUGAAUGAGAUACCUUCUUGCCGCCAGACCUUAAUGUAUACCGCAACAUGGCCCAAGGAGGUUAGGAAGAUUGCAUCAGACCUGCUGGUCAACCCCGUUCAGGUGAACAUUGGCAAUGUUGAUGAACUCGUCGCGAAUAAGUCAAUCACACAGCAUGUUGAAGUACUGGCGUCCAUGGAGAAGCACAGACGAUUGGAACAGAUAUUGCGAUCUCAAGAGCCGGGGUCCAAGAUAAUUAUAUUUUGCUCAACCAAAAAGAUGUGUGAUCAACUUUCUCGCAACCUGACCCGUCAGUUUGGAGCUGCUGCAAUUCAUGGUGACAAAUCUCAGACUGAGAGAGAUCAUGUCCUGAGUCAAUUUCGCACUGGAAGGACACCAAUUCUUGUAGCAACUGAUGUUGCAGCUCGAGGAUUGGAUGUUAAGGACAUAAGGGUGGUUAUCAAUUAUGACUUUCCUACUGGAGUGGAGGAUUAUGUUCACAGGAUUGGAAGAACUGGAAGGGCAGGUGCCACUGGGUUGGCUUAUACAUUCUUUGGUGAUCAGGAUGCAAAAUAUGCUGCGGAACUCAUCAAGGUUUUGGAAGGAGCCAACCAGCGUGUUCCCCAAGAAGUUCGUGAUUUGGCUUCACGUGGUGGUGGGAUGAACAGGUUCAGACGUUGGGGCUCUGGGUCUGGUGGUCGUGAUGGUGGACGAAGUGAUUCAAGCUACGGUGGAAGGGGCGGUGGGUUUGGGUCUUCUUUCUCUUCGGGCAGAUAUGACCGUGCUCCAAAUAACAGUUAUGAUGACAAGGGGUCUGCUUGGAGCAACAAAGGUUUUACUCGGGAGCGCAGUCGUAGUCCUGAAAGGUUUAACAAGGCUCCGCCAACAGCUGUUGGGUCUGGAGGUUGGAGUUUUCACAAAGCGAUGAUGGAACAACGUGGACGGUCAUCACCGGAGAAAGGCAUGAUGCCACAAAACUGAGGAUUUGGAUUGUUGUUUCAUGUCCCUGUAGUGCCUUCAUUUUUGUUUCGACAGUGUUGUAACUGUGGAAGUAGGGCAAGCUUUACAAGAGCAACCAGGAUGUGGCAGUUACUAUCUUUGAUUAUUGAGGUGGGCUGAAAAGCUUGAUUAAACUCCUUUUAAGUUAUCCUAACUUGCUGGAACUCUUCUUCCUCCUUCCCUCUGUUUUUCCUCUCCUGGCCUCUAUUUUUGUGGGUAGAUAAGAAAGGGCAAAAAGCUGUAGGUACCGGUAGCUUGUGUUUAAAUGUAAUGGCCUUAUAGUUCUAUGAAAAACAGUUUUAUAGU